Schistocerca piceifrons (Central American locust) is the source of this 3987-nucleotide messenger RNA. RefSeq names its product zinc finger protein 277. The coding region runs from base 307 to 1557 and encodes 416 amino acids. NCBI's taxonomy places the organism in Eukaryota, Metazoa, Arthropoda, Insecta, Orthoptera, Acrididae. The record is from RefSeq and is a predicted model, not a curated record. The transcript is spliced from 9 exons.
CAAGGUACAUGGAUGUGCAAUAAUUUGCAUAAACCCAAUUUUGAUUUUAAAAUCUUUUCUUUGCCAUACAUGUAAAUACAGUAUAAAUGAAUUUGAGGUCAUAUGCCAGAUUUAAUGCAAAUAUUGACAUAUCGCAUCUCGGAGAAGACAGGUAAACAGUAGAACAUUUUUGUCAGGUUUACACAGAGAUGUAGGGUACUGGAUAUAUGUUUAUCAUAGGCUUAUUCAUUUGUGUGAAAACCCACUCAUGCCACUAGCAAGGUGUUGAUACCUAUUUGACACAUUCUUCCGGGACUUCGGUGUUCAAUGGUUGUUAAAAUACAAGUGGGAAAGCAGAAUGGUGAGCAGGGGAAAUUUUUUGGACCAUUAUCUUUCACAGAAGUGGACUUGGAACACUACAUUCAUACUUUAGAUGUGGAUGAGUUAUUGCCAUGUAUCCUGUGUGAAGAUAAAUUUGUUCUACCAAGUAAAAACAAAGAAUUUAUAGAACACUUAUAUGAUUGUCACAGAUUACUCAUAUCUGAUCUACACCACAUUGUGGAUUUGAAAAGUUACUUCAGAUACUGGAAAGACCGAUUUGCAUCUCUGCCUGUAACUGAUGUGUGUCAUGUGAUAGAACAACAGUUUUCGUCUCACAGUUCUUAUGUAUUGGGAGCAUUUGUAGAGGAGGACAAAGCCUUGAGAGAGAAACUACAGCGUAAGCGGUUGGAAGCAGUUUUGGCGUGCCAAGACAGAGAAAGGCAAGAUAAAACAUUUUCAAGAGAAUGUUUACUAUGUAAAACGCACCUGACUGGCACAAGAGCAAAUUACUUUGAUCACCUGGCCACCAUUCAUAAUUUAAAAAUUGGACAUCCUGACAAUUUAGUAUUCACGGAUGAAUUAAUUGACAAAUUGCAAAAAACGCUAGAGAGGCUGCAGUGCUUGUACUGUGAAAAGUAUUUUAAAAAACGUGAAUCAUUAAAGGAGCAUAUGCGCAAAAAGCAACACAAAAGCAUAAACCCAGACAAUAAGUGUUAUGACAAAUUUUACGUUGUAAAUUACUUGGAACUUGGCAGGAAUUGGCGCGACAUACAGGCAGAAAAAGAUUCCUCCAGUAGUUACAGUGAGAGUGACAGUGAAGAAGAAAAAAUAGAAACUGAAAAGAUGGCUUCUGGAAUGCCAUUUGAUGCAACUGGUACUGUUACAUGCCUGUUUUGCAAUGAAAUAAGUGCAUCAUUUGAAGAUGCCUUAGAACAUAUGGAUUCAGCUCAUGAAUUUGAUUACAGUCAGAUUGUUGAAGACAACCACUUAUCAUUUUAUGAACAGGUAAAACUUGUCAACUACAUCAGACAUCAGAUGUAUGCCCUAAUAUGUAUGAAGUGCCAUAAACUCUUUCAAGAUCGUGGAGAUCUGUUAAACCAUAUGACCAAAGAAAGACAUUUUAUGCUUCCAAGGAAAGAAGUGUGGAACCAACCAGAGUAUUAUUUCCCAACCUACGAAAAUGACAAUUUCCUCUGCAAUCUCGAUGCUGAUGAAGGUAUUACUAAGAAAAUGAAAACGUGUUCUACUCAUGACUGAACUGGAGGAUCCAAAAGAGGAUGCAUGCCAUUCCAGACACAUUCUUCACCUCACUCAAUAGUGGAAAAAUUGUUUGGGUUUCAUUUGUGUCUAUGCCUUGGGAGUUUUUUUAACAUUUUUUUUUUAAAUAUUUUUUAUACUUUUUGUAAUAGUGAUGAAAUAUGUUCCAUGUAUCACAUACUUUCUAACUGCAGUUCAUAGCAACCUUGUGAAAAAAAUCAUUGUUAUAUAAUAUAACAAGCAUCCAUUUGUAAUGUAUUUAGAUAUAAGGCCAUUAGCUAUCUCAUGAGUUGUUUCACAAAUUUUAAUUUUUCAACAGAGUAUGAAGUUAAUACAAACAAGACGUGUUUUGUAAUUCACAUGGUAUAAAUUAUUUAAAUGUUUCAGAGUUAUUUUAGUUUCAUGUACUUUACCAUUCUUUUUUGUAUAUUUUAAUAAGCUGCUAGCAUUCCAUCCUCUGUGAAACUGUAUCAAGGAAAGAAAGAAGAAGAAACAAUGGAUUUUAGACAUAUCCUUUCAUCUUGGAACAUGAUCUUUCAGUCUGCAUGUGGGACCAUAUGGGCACAUGGCAACUGAAAGGAAAAUCUUAUCCUAUGGCGGAAACAGAUGAACUGGAUUAAGACUUUCGAAAGCUUUUAUUUUUUUGUAGGGGUGUUUGAUAUUGAAAGUGUUCUAUCGAGUAUUCUGAAGACUAUGAGAAAGUUUUUUACAACACAAAAAUACUUUAGGAUUAAUGGAGAUCAUGCACCAAUAAGCAGAAGUGCUGAGUUGUCAGUAGGCACACGCAAAAGGAAGAGAACUUGUAGCUUUGCUUUUGGAGUUACCAUUUGGCAACAGGAGAUGGCAACAGGACACACACACACACACACACACACACACACACACACACACACACACACACACACACCUCCCUAUUACCCUAAAUGGUACCAGCUAGACUGACAGUCCCAAUGCUGUUUUGUGGGAGGUGGACUGGUCUGUGUGGGGUUAUUGUCAGGUGGGGUGGCUAGAGGGAAAGAGCAACCCUCUCCCUCUAUGCACCCCACCCCACCCACUUCUGCAUCUUAGUGAGUGAUCUCCUUUAAUCCCAAAGUAUUCAAAUUCUACAAAAACUUCCCUACCAAAUUUUUACAGUGUGUGCAAUUUAAUCUCUCUCUCAUAAGAGUGUCUCAAAAUACAAUAAAUUUUGUAUUUGCUAGACACUGUUGUACCUGUGGCAAUUGGUCUACAACAUAAGUAAUGAAAUUAUCACUGAGAUGACAUGGGGCCGAAAACAGCCAGUAAAAAAAGAAAAAAAAUCCUACCCUAUGACGGAAAUAGUUGAAUUCAAUUCAGAUUUUUGAAAGGUUUUAUUCUUUUGUAAAAGUGUUUGAUAUUGAAAGUGCUCUAUCCAGUAUUCUGAAGACUGUGAGAAACAAUUUCACAACAUACAAAUACUAUGGGAUGAAAGGAGACCAUUCAACAAAAAGCAGAAGCGUUGAGCUGUCAAUAGACACAAACAAAAGGAAGAAAUCUUCUAGCUUUUGGAGUUAUCCUUUGACAGCCUAAAGGAAAAUAUGCACACACUCCUACACACGCCUACACUCCUAAAUGGUGCCGGUUAGAGUGACAGUGCCAAUGCUAUUUUGCGGCAGGUGGAUUGGUUGUGGUGGGCGGUAGUGUCAGGUGGGGUGGGUAGAAGGAGAGUGUGUCCCGCCUCCCUCUCCCUCUACGGAACCCACCCCACUGCAUCUGCUUUUUGGUGAGUGGUCUCCUUUAAUCCUAAAGUAUUUAAUUUCUACAAGAACUUUCCUACCAAAUUUUUACAAUGUGUGCAAUUUAAUCUCUCUUUCAUAAGAAUGUCUCAAAAUACAAUAAAUUUUGUAUUUGCUAGACGCUGUUGUACCUGUGGCAAUUGGUCUAGAACGUAAGUAAUGAAAUUAUCACUGAGAUGACAUAGGGCCGAAAACAGCCAGUAAAAAAAGAAAAAAAUCCUACCCUAUGACGGAAAUAGUUGAAUUCAAUUCAGAUUUUUGAAAGGUUUUAUUCUUUUGUAAAAGUGUUUGAUAUUGAAAGUGCUCUAUCCAAUAUUCUGGAGACUGUGAGAAACAGUUUCACAAUGUACAAAUACUAUGGGAUGAAAGGAGACCAUGAAGUGUUGAGCUGUCAAUAGACACACACAAAAGGAAGAAAACUUCCAGCUUUUGGAGUUAUCCUUUGACAGCCUAAAGGAAAAUACGCACACAAGCCUACAGUCCUAAAUGGUGCCAGUUAGAGUGACAGUGCCAAUGCUCUUUUGUGGCAGGUGGACUGGUUGUGUUGGGCAGUAGUGUCAGGUGGGGUGGGUAGAAGGAGAGUGUGUCCCGCCUCCCUCUCCCUCUACGGAACCCACCCCACUGCUUGUGCUUUUUGGUGAGUAGUCUCCUUUAAUCCUAAAGUAUUCAAAUUCUA